AUGGCGUCUUCGGAACUCAGUGCCGCCGAGGCACAGUGGAGGGAACAGUUUGCAGCUAUGCAAGAGGCCAUCGCCAACCUCAAGAUCCCCAAUGAAAACGGCCCCGUCGAUGGAGAUGUCGACGAAGACGAAUUUGGUGGCUACUCUUCUGGAAACAGCGGCCAGGAUGUCUGGGACUUUAUCUCGGACGAUGACCAGGAUGCUUUCAGCAGCGACUUUGCUGAUGGAGAGGCCGCCUUUGACGGCUCAGCUGUAGCUGAUUAUAGCGCUGAAUGGUUCGCCAUAAAGUGUUCCGGCAUUGCGGCCAAGAAUGGGCUCUCUGCCGAUGUGUUUGAGAGUCAGAUUAUGAGUGUUCUCUCGUCCAGCCGCUCCGACGAUGAGCUUCAAAUCCAACUUACCGACCUUGUCGGAUUUGACGAUCUCGACUUUAUUAUCGAGGUCCUAGGUCACAGAGACGAAAUCGUUUCUGCUGUCAACAGCCAAAACCAACAAUCCUCAACUGGACCCCGACUUUUGAACAAGUCCCAGAGGGAGGAUGCUCUCCGUCGUCAAGACCUGGCGCACAAGACUGCCACUCUUGCGCCAGCUCAUUCCAAAGAGCCUCAUUAUCCUCACGUCUACAAGUCAUACAGCGCUGGCAACACCCUCAGUUAUGCUGGAAAGAAGUAUGGUCUGCCGGUGGGCAGUGAGCGGAAGCAGUUUGACAAGUACGAGGAGUACUCUAUCCCAGCUGGCCGAAAGGGUGUCCUUGGCCCAGGCCAGAGACUCAUCCCCAUCAAGGAGCUCAAUGGGUUGUGUCGAAACACUUUCAAGGGUUACAAGACGCUCAACCGCAUGCAGAGUCUUGUCUAUCCUGUUGCGCACAAGACUAGUGAGAACAUGUUGAUCUGUGCCCCCACCGGUGCUGGUAAAACUGAUGCUGCCAUGCUCACCAUUCUCCAAACAAUUGCUCAAAACGUUGAGCCCAAUCCUUUUGAGGAUCCAGCGGCCACCGACUUUUUCGUCAAUGCCGAAGACUUCAAAAUCGUCUACGUUGCUCCCAUGAAGGCUCUUGCUGCUGAAGUCACGGAGAAGCUGGGCAAGCGUCUGGCUUGGCUUGGUAUCAAGUGUCGAGAGUACACUGGUGAUAUGCAACUGACAAAGGCUGAGAUUAUCCAGACUCAGAUCAUCGUCACAACCCCUGAGAAGUGGGAUGUUGUCACACGAAAGGGAACUGGUGAUACCGAGCUCGUCCAGAAGGUCCGCCUCCUCAUCAUUGAUGAGGUCCAUAUGCUCCAUGACGAGAGAGGUGCUGUCCUCGAAUCCCUCGUGGCCCGAACCGAAAGACAGGUUGAGAGCACACAAUCGCUCAUUCGGAUUAUCGGUCUCAGUGCCACCCUGCCCAACUACGUCGAUGUGGCCGAUUUCCUCAAGGUCAACAAGUAUGCUGGCCUAUUUUACUUUGAUUCGUCUUUCCGACCUGUGCCCCUUGAGCAGCAUUUUAUUGGUGUCAAGGGCAAAGCUGGAUCCAAACAAUCCAAGGACAACCUUGACCAAGUCGCCUUCGACAAGGUCAAGGAGAUGCUCGAGCGUGAUCAUCAAGUCAUGGUGUUUGUUCACUCACGACGAGAUACCAUGCUCACGGCUCGCAUGCUGAACCAAAAGGCUAUGGAGGCGAUGUGUGCCGACCUAUUUGAUCCCUCCUAUCACCCUGGUUACGACCAAGCUGCUCGAGACAUCAAGCAGUCCAAGUCCAAGGAGAUCCGAGAGUUGUUGUCAAUGGGCAUUGGUGUUCACCACGCCGGUAUGGCAAGAUCUGACAGAAACCUGAUGGAGAGACUGUUUGGUGAGGGCGUCUUGAAGGUUCUGUGCUGUACAGCAACUCUGGCCUGGGGUGUCAACUUGCCUGCUGCCGCAGUCGUUAUCAAAGGAACCCAGGUUUACAGUGCCCAGGAUGGUAAAUUCGUCGACCUCGGCAUCCUCGACGUGUUGCAGAUCUUUGGUCGUGCUGGCCGUCCUCAGUUCGAAGACACCGGUAUUGGCAUGAUCUGCACCACUCACGAUAAGCUCACACACUACUUGACUGCCGUGACAGAGCAGCAGCCGAUCGAAUCCAAGUUCUCUACCAAGCUAGUGGACAACUUGAACGCUGAGAUUGCGCUGGGAACCGUGACUUCCAUCCCUGAUGCAGUCCAGUGGAUUGGAUACUCUUAUCUGUUUGUUCGCAUGCAGAGGAGCCCAAUGACCUAUGGUAUCGAGUGGUCGGAGAUUCGAGAUGACCCUAAUCUGGUCCAGAGACGACGUCAACUUGCUAUCCAGGCCGCCAAGACACUGCAGCAGUGCCAGAUGAUCAUCUACAACGAGAGAACAGACGAACUGCGCAGCAAGGACAUUGGUCGAAUUGCGAGCCAGUACUAUAUCCUUCACACCAGUAUUCAGGUGUUCAACGCCAUGAUGCAGCCCCAAGCUACAGAGGCAGACAUUCUGAAGAUGAUCAGCAUGAGUGGAGAGUUUGACAACAUCCAGUCGAGAGACAGCGAAGAGAAGGAACUGACUCACUUGCGGCGGGAAAUCAUCCCUUGCGAUGUGGAUGGAGGCAUCGACACUCCUCAGGCGAAGACUAACAUUCUUCUCCAAUCUUACAUCUCUCGAACUCAGCCCGAGGAUUUUGCCCUUUCAAACGACAUGAACUAUGUUGCUCAGCAAUCAGGACGAAUCUGUAGAGCACUGUUCAUGCUCGCCCUCAACCGUCGAUGGGGUCACCAAUGCUUGGUGCUGCUCACUCUGGCGAAGUCGAUCGAGAAGCGUAUCUGGCCGUUCCAGCAUCCCCUUCACCAAUUCGACUUGGCAAAGUCUGUUCUUAACCAACUUGACGCUAAGGAGAGCCUGACGAUUGAAGCCAUGAAGGAUAUGGAGCCGGCCGAGAUUGGCGGCUUGAUUCACAACCAAGGCGCCGGCAAGAACAUUGCCAGGAUUCUCAACAACUUCCCCACGGUUCACGUCGAGGCCGAGAUUGCGCCCCUCAACCGAGACGUUCUGCGCAUCAAGCUCUAUGUCAUCCCUGACUUCAAGUGGCAUGAUCAGAUCCAUGGCACCUCCGAGUCCUUCUACGUUUGGGUCGAGAACUCGGAGACGUCAGAGAUCUAUCAUCACGAGUUUUUCAUUCUUAACAGGAGAAAGCUCCAUGAUGACCAUGAGCUGAACUUUACAAUUCCUCUCUCAGACCCCCUGCCGAAGCAGAUCUACGUCCGCGCCGUGUCGGACAGAUGGCUUGGUGCGGAAACGGUGACGCCAGUCUCCUUUCAACAUCUCAUUCGACCAGACACCGAGAGUGUCUAUACAGAUCUGUUGAAUCUGCAGCCGCUACCAAUCUCGGCUCUCAAGAACCCAGCACUGGAGGAAAUCUAUGCCAAGAGGUUCCAGUUCUUCAACCCCAUGCAGACUCAGAUCUUCCACACGCUUUAUCAUACUCCGGCCAACGUGCUCCUCGGAUCACCCACCGGCAGUGGAAAGACUGUGGCUGCUGAACUUGCCAUGUGGUGGGCGUUCCGGGAGAGGCCCAAGUCCAAGGUUGUCUAUAUCGCCCCGAUGAAGGCACUUGUCCGCGAGCGUGUUAAGGACUGGGGAGCUCGUCUGGCGCGGCCUUUGGGGUUGAAGCUGGUCGAGUUGACUGGUGACAACACACCCGAUACUCGAACGAUUCAAGACGCCGAUGUCAUCAUCACGACUCCUGAGAAGUGGGACGGUAUCUCGCGUUCUUGGCAGACGAGAGGAUACGUGCGACAGGUCAGCCUGGUCAUCAUUGAUGAGAUUCAUCUCUUGGCAGGUGAUCGAGGUCCCAUUCUCGAGAUCAUCGUCUCGCGAAUGAACUACAUUGCUUCCUCAACCAAGAACGCCGUCCGUCUGCUGGGUAUGUCGACUGCAUGCGCCAACGCGACGGAUCUCGGUAACUGGCUUGGUGUCAAGGAGGGUCUCUUCAACUUUAAGCACUCGGUUCGUCCAGUUCCCCUGGAGCUGUACAUCGAUGGGUUCCCAGAAGUCAGGGGCUUCUGUCCAUUGAUGCAGUCCAUGAACCGCCCAACGUUCCUGGCUGUCAAGAACCACAGCCCUGACAAACCUGUGAUCGUCUUUGUGCCCUCGCGACGACAGACACGUCUUACUGCCAAGGAUCUCAUCAACUUUUGUGGAAUGGAGGAUAACCCUCGUCGGUUCCUCCACAUGGACGAAGACGACCUGCAGCUGAAUCUCUCACGAGUCAAGGAUGAUGCGCUCAAGGAGGCCAUUAACUUUGGCAUCGGGCUGCAUCACGCCGGUCUCGUCGAGUCAGAUCGUCAAUUGGCUGAGGAACUAUUCCUCAACAACAAGAUCCAGAUCCUCGUUGCCACCAGCACACUCGCCUGGGGUGUCAACUUGCCCGCCCAUCUCGUCGUCGUCAAGGGCACGCAGUUCUUUGACGCCAAGAUUGAGGCCUACAAGGACAUGGACCUGACGGAUGUGUUGCAGAUGCUGGGACGAGCUGGCCGUCCCCAGUUCGACAACUCGGGAGUUGCUCGCAUCUUUACUCAGGACGCCAAGAAGGACUUUUAUAAGCACUUCCUCCACACGGGCUUCCCUGUCGAGUCUUCGCUGCACACCGUCUUGGAUAACCAUCUUUGCGCCGAGGUGUCUGCUGAGACCAUCAUCACCAAGCAGGACGCUCUCGAUUACCUCACCUGGACCUUUUUCUUCCGGAGACUGCACAAGAACCCUUCGUACUAUGGUCUCGAGAUCUCGGCUGAGGAGCACAACAGCAUCGCCGCGCAGCAGCUCGCCAACGAGUACAUGAUCGAGAUGGUCAACAAGUCGCUCAGCGAGUUGGCAGACUCCAAGUGUGUCGAGGUGUUCCCCAACGGCGACGUCGAUCCCACACCACUUGGCAAAAUCAUGAGUUACUACUAUCUCUCCCACAAGACCAUCCGUCACCUCGUCCGUCACGCCAAGGCGCAGGCCUCAUUCCUUGACGUGCUCUCAUGGAUGUCCCGUGCAACCGAGUACGAUGAGCUCCCUGUUCGUCACAACGAGGACCUCGUCAACAGCACGCUCUCGGACAAUCUUCCCUUCCCUGGUCAUGCUUUUGGACUCCCCAUGUGGGAUCCCCAUGUGAAGGCCUUCCUGCUGCUUCAGGCGCACAUGUCGCAGAUUGAGCUGCCCAUCACUGAUUACGUGGGCGAUCAAACCAGUGUCCUCGACCAAGCCAUUCGUAUCGUUCAGGCCUCCAUCGAUGUCCUCACAGAGCUCGGGUAUCUGUCCAGUUGCCUGCAGAUGAUGGCUCUUCUCCAGUCUAUCAAGUCAGCUCGCUGGCCCACUGAUCCCCCUGUUUCGAUCCUCCCCUCGGUGGACACUGAUAUCAAGAACGAUACGCCUCUCUCCAAGAUCAGCGCCCUCACCCGUCCGCAGGCGAUUCAGUUAGCUAAGAAGCUCUCUGUUCCGACCAGCCAACACAACCGCUUCGCACGCGCUGUGUCAAUCCUCCCUAACGUAUCCGUUUCCAUCGACGAGGCCACUGCACUCUCGGUGACAAUCGGUCUGAAGCGACUUAAUCCGCUUGUGGAGAGGGAAGCCCGUAUCUACGCGCCCAAGUUCCCCAAGCCGCAGACGGAGAGCUGGUUUGUCAUUGUUGCAGAUGUAGCCCGCGAUGAGGUCAUGGCUGUGAAGCGAGUUGGCUGGACUACGAACCCCAACCGCAAGCUUCAGAGUGGUGGCAAGCCGACGGCCAGAACAAGUAUCAAGCUCCCUCCGGCCGAGGCUGGACAGGCCCGCAAGUUGGACGUUCUUGUCGUCAGCGACGCCUACCCAGGUCUCGAGUACCGAGUUGAGGGUGUUGAUAUCCCCGCGCCGCCGACGGUCGACGAUGAGGUGCAGUCAAAGAAGGCGGCCGCGUCUGGAUCAAAGUGA
Molecule: messenger RNA, 5913 nt
Organism: Fusarium keratoplasticum
Lineage: Eukaryota; Fungi; Ascomycota; Sordariomycetes; Hypocreales; Nectriaceae
Exons: 2
Coding region: 1-5913 (1970 amino acids)
Molecular function (GO): ATP hydrolysis activity; ATP binding; nucleic acid binding
Source: RefSeq, a predicted model, not a curated record